Thermochaetoides thermophila DSM 1495 is the source of this 2067-nucleotide messenger RNA. Its product is annotated as acetoacetate-CoA ligase-like protein. NCBI's taxonomy places the organism in Eukaryota, Fungi, Ascomycota, Sordariomycetes, Sordariales, Chaetomiaceae. The record is from RefSeq and is a predicted model, not a curated record. Gene Ontology annotation, molecular function: acetoacetate-CoA ligase activity. Gene Ontology annotation, biological process: lipid metabolic process. The transcript is spliced from 4 exons. Bases 1 to 2067 code for a protein of 688 amino acids. Gene Ontology annotation, cellular component: cytosol.
AUGGCCGCCACCGAACUCUGGAGACAUCCCAACCCCGAGGGGACUCAGAUGUGGAAGUUUCUACAACAUGUCAACUCUAAAUAUGGUCUCAAUCUCAAAGGUUAUCCCGAUCUCUACAGGUGGUCUGUCGACAAUGUGGCCGAUUUUUGGGGCGAGGUCUGGCACUUUGUCGGCAUCAAGUCUUCGCGGCUGUACGACGAGGUCCUUCCCAAGGACGCCCCCAUGUUCCCCAGGCCCGACUUUUUUGCCGGUGCCCGUCUGAACUUUGCUGAGAACCUGCUCUUCCCAGCGAAUGUUGAGGUGGACGAAAAGGCCACGGCUGUCAUCACGGCCACCGAGGAUGAGUCCCAGCUCAGCGAGACCUCCUGGGCUGAGCUGAGGGAUCAGGUUCGCCGCUGCUCCAGCGCCUUGCGAGCCGUGGGCGUCAAGGAGAAUAGCGUUGUGGCCGGCUUUGUGGCCAACCAUGUGCAGGCACUGGUUGUCCUACUGAGUGCUGCUGCCCUGGGUGCCAUUUGGACUGGUAUCAGCCCGGAUAAUGGCGUCAGCGCCGUGUUGGAUCGGCUUGUCCAGAUCAAGCCGCAGGUUCUCUUUGCGGACAAUGCCACUCUGUACAACGGCAAGGAAUGGUCCAGCAAGGCGAAGACCCUGGAUAUUGUUGAGGAGUUGAAGAAGCACGGUCUGGAGCAGGUUGUUGUCAUUCGUGCCCUGAAGAACACUGAGACUGGCCUGGAUGACAUCCGUGCCAAGGGCGUGAAGGCCGAGGAGUAUGAUGCUUUCUUAUCCAGAUCGCCCUCGAAUGCGCGUCUGGAGUUCGCUCAGCUCCCUCCCUCUCACCCUCUCUAUGUGCUCUACUCUAGCGGUACGACUGGCUUGCCCAAGGCCAUCGUGCACACCGCAGCAGGCACACUCCUCCAGCACAAGAAAGAGCAUUUCCUUCACUGCUCCCUCAGCCCAUCAUCCCGCAUGCUCUACUACACCACAACCUCCUGGAUGAUGCACCACUGGAGCGUCUCCGCCCUCGCCUGCGGCUCCUCGCUCGUCUUGUACUCUGGCUCGCCCUUCCGUCCCCAUGGCUACCUCUCCCUUCCCAAACUCCUUUCCUCCCUUCGCGUCACCCACUUCGGCACCUCUGCUGCCUACCUGACCACACUCGAAGCGAAUAACGUUCUCCCGCGCGAUGACCUUACCCUCGAUCUCUCCAACCUCGAGGCCAUCUACUCGACCGCCGCCCCGCUCCCCCCUUCCACCUUCUCCUUCGUUUACCGCGCCUUCCCUGCCCGCAUCAACCUCGCCUCCAUUACCGGUGGCACAGACAUCAUCUCUCUGUUCGGCGCCCCCUGCCCCUUACUUCCGGUCCGUGUCGGCGAGGUCCAGUGCGCCGGUCUCGGCAUGGCCAUUGACGUCGUGGACUCUGCGUCGGCCCCCGAAGACCCGCAGCCCGUUUCCCCUCCGGAUGCCCCCGGUGACCUGGUCUGCGUUAAGCCCUUUCCCUGCCAGCCGCUGACCUUCUUUGGUCCCGAUGGAGACAAGAAGUAUCGCGCGGCUUACUUCGAGAGGUUCCCUGGUAUGUGGCACCACGGCGAUUUUGUGCGCCGUGCGGACCCUAAGACAGACGGGUCUGGGUUGGUGAUGCUCGGCCGCAGCGACGGUGUUCUGAAGCCUGCGGGUGUGCGGUUCGGCAGCGCCGAGAUCUAUAACAUCCUGACGCGGUUCUUUGCCAGCGAGGUCGAGGAUGCGGUGUGCGUUGGCAGAAGGAGACCACAGGACCGAGACGAGACGGUGUGUCUUUUCGUGGUGAUGGCCGAGGGCAAGACGUUCGAUGAGGACAUGAAGAAGAGAAUUGCUGAGACGAUUCGGCGCGAGCUGAGUCCCAGGCAUGUGCCGGGGGUUAUUGAGGAGGCCAAGGGGGGUGUGCCGAAGACGGGUAAUGGAAAGAAGAUUGAGGUUGCAGUUAAGCAGAUUCUCUCUGGCAUGGAUGUCAAGACGAAUGCAAGUGUUGCUAACCCCGAGGCUCUUGACUGGUUCAGAGAAUGGGCGAAGAAGGCCAACGAGGACCUUCCGAACUAG